This is a messenger RNA of Pocillopora meandrina, 8653 nucleotides long. The record is from the annotation of a GenBank genome assembly. NCBI's taxonomy places the organism in Eukaryota, Metazoa, Cnidaria, Anthozoa, Scleractinia, Pocilloporidae.
AUGGCGGCAAAUAACACAACAGUCAGCUAUGAUUUUACCUAUGCCGGUAAUUCGUUGUACUUCUGCAAAAAACCACCAUACCUCACCUGGGAUUUGACCGAUACAACGCUACCAUGGAUUUUAGAUGUCAUAAUAUUCACUGCUGCCCCUGUCACCACUCUCCUAAACAUUUUGGUAAUCGUCGCUCUGAGGAAAAACAGAGAACUGCAAAAAUUCUCCAACAUUUUGCUAUGCAGUAUGGCCGUCACUGAUCUCAUAACAGGAGCUGUAACAAUGCCAAUGUCAGCCAUCGUCGAUGUUCUAAUGCUUACUCGGGUUUCAGUAGAGCAUGUGUGCACGUUCGAUUCCUUGGUAAACAAAACCUUCUUAUUCACAAUGUCCAUCUCAUCUUUGUAUCACUUAACUGCAAUUGCUUGGGAGAGAUACAUGGCCAUAAAAUGUUGGAAGGACUACAGGAACAAAGUAACCAAACUUCUUCUUCAAAAGCUCGGAGCCACUGCUUGGCUGUUGGCAAUCCUCAAACAGGUUCCAACCGUUGCGAUGAUCAUCGCUGGUGUAGACCGAAUAGUUCUCGAUCGAUGGCUUGCACUUGAAAAAAUUCUGGUCAUGAUUUGUUUGUUUGCCAUUGCAUAUUUUUACAUCAUGGUGUUCCUCGGAGUACGGAAGCAAAAGCAGAACCAAACUAGCCAGGUUAUUACCAUGAUGAAAGCAAAACUCGAAUCUAAAGUUGCCAAAACAACUGGUUUAUUAACAGCUGGACUUAUGGUUUCGUUUGUUCCUUCGAUCGUCAUUGCCACGUUGGGUAACUUUUUACCCGCAUUUAGCAUGAACUCCGCUUUCCGAUUAUCAGAGGUAUUUGUGCAGUUGAACUCUAUCUUAACUCCUGUCUUGUACUUCUACAGAGAUCGUCGUUUUCGAAACACCGUUAAAGAGUUGUUGGGAAUGAAAACAUCAACGAAUAUUCGACAAUCCGUUGACGCGACUCAAUCCUCUAAGAAAAACGAGUUCAGCAAUAAUGCAUCAAUACAGCUAUCAGCACGCAAUGGGGAAAAAACCCGCUCCAUAUUGACAACAUCUGCUUCCCCUGAAACCGCCGGAAAAGUUGACCAGGGACUUAAAGCGACUCUUGGAAGAUCCAUCUCCGAUCCAACGCUUUACAAGUGUUCCCGUGAUUCAUUCGUUCCAUGUGGUUCUCCGCCGUACGAACCCUCAUCCCACCUCACGACCAUUGCCGCAGAUCGAAAUGAAAGUUCCAAGCAGGCCAAAUGGGGAAAUAGCAAAGGAAAGAUUCACCCUCUAGCUACACGUGCAAAAGAUACAAUUUCGCCGAGAAGGUCUGCAAAUCUGACUAACAUAAAGCCAAGGUCGAAAUCAUUUUUCCCAGGUACAGCGUAACCAAUUACUGGGUGUAACAUACAGUUUUAAGGGGGGUGGUAAAAAAUACAAAUAUCUGCAAAACCAUUUGAGUUUUCUGGAUAGUUAAGCAUUUAAUGGAAAAGGUAUUGCAAGUUUUACGGUCCGUUUAAUCUACAUCAUAGUUGGGGACGUGAUUCGAAUAAUCAAAAGACAUAUAUUCCAAAGUUGAAAAUUGGAUCAUCAGCCAGUUACACUUGAUUUUUACUUAUUUUCUCUCAAAUUAUUUAAUUAAUAUUUAAUCGAAAAAUGUUUAAAAUAUAGAUGCAUCGUAUUUUUUUUUUCUGUAAGUACCUUAGGCUUUUAAAAAAGGCCAUUUCAAAAGAAAACAUUUGUUGUCGAAAAACUUUCGAGUUUCUAUCACGGAAAAGCCUCUUAAAGGCUUAAAAUUGACAAACCAGUUCAGUCGAAUGCAUUCCCAAUUUUUUCUCCAGCUGGGAAAUAAGUUGAACGAAAUCGUAGCUGAAAAGGUGACUAAAAUUUGAGUCUUUCCAUUUCCUGCAAUUACCGCCGGGGAAAAAAUUAACUUUGAAAGCAUGAGGAGAUAGUUUGUUUUUGUUUGUACGUUUGUGGAUAAGGGCAUUUCAUUUCCCCUCUUAAAUACAUUGAAUCAGAAAAACAAUGCAAUGCAUUAAGGACAUCUAAAACCAAUAAAACAUUACAUAAAUAAUAAAUGAUAACAUUUACCUGCAUAAAAAAGUUUCUUUAAAAAUCUGGAAUGACUCGAUCUGUGAUGGAAAUGUAUGCUCGGAAUAUAAUCAAGGAAACAUGUAAUCUUGUCUUGCCAUCCAAAACUGAGUGAGUGAGACAUAUGCACUAAGACAAAAGUUAGUCCAGCUAUGAAAAAAAAAACAACAAUAACGACCACUCCGACAACAAUAUGAAAAAAAAAAAAUAGCUAUUCCAAGUAAAUGCAAAACCAUACAAAAUUUGAAAAUAAGCUAUUAAUCUUUAUUUUAUUAAAGUUAAUUUUCGCUCGAUAAAAUUCAUCUUUCUUGGUGGCUUAGUUAGUAUCUUUUUCUUAAAGAGUUACGUUACAAACUGUGAAGGAUAAAAAAACUUGGAUAAUGACAGUGUUCUACGGAUGAUUCAAUUAAUUACCAUCUGGGCGAUUUCUCUAGAAAAUCUUAUUUCUAACUUGUCAAAGGCAAAGUGGAGUAGAUACAAGUUUAUUUAAAACAUGUUAAUAUUUGCAUCAACUAAAUGACUUAAUUCCUCUCAAGUACAACUUCCUGCAUAUUGGCUAGAAAAAACAUCGCUUUAUUUGAAGGAAAAUACUUGUGACCGAUUACACUAUGAACAGGUGGAACAAUUAGAAAUAAAAAGCUUACAAAGUUUAAGGGGUUAUACUUAUUGUUAGGAAAACUACUUACAAAAUAGUUUAAUGGUCAGAAGAAAAUUGACAAACUUAUACUUUAUUUUGUUUUGAGCUUAUCCUACUUUUGCCAGCUCAAAACUUAACUUAAUGAUCGCUUCGUUUUUUAAACAAUAGCUUUUUAGGCAUGAGAGAAAAUUGACAAACUGGGUGGCACCGUCGUCGCAUGUCAUUUUGUAUGGCUCACGUGCGAAACCAAGGCAAACAUCACCCCAAACUGGAGGAAUAACUCAAAAAUUAAAGAGCGACGCGGUUUUUACUAAGUUAAGGGGUUAAGAGAUAAAAAAAAAUUUUGUUCUUGAGUCGUUGGAAAGGGGUUGGGAUCGAGAGCAUUUCGUGUAGGUUUGGCUACAAUUCGGUCUAAAUAUUACCACCUAUCUAAUCUUGCCCUUCCUUCUUACCCUUCUCCGUCAACUCUAACUCCAAAUUUAAUAUGGCCGGUUGAAUAAACUAGCACGGGCUUCAUAACGUUAACUCGCUCUAAGAUGACGCCGCACUGUUAGCUAGGGUCCACGGGUAUAGUUGUCUACUUAUGGUUGCAAAAUGGUGGUUUAAAUGGAUGAAGGUCGUUAUACAAAAUGAUGCAAAAAAUUUGCAGAACACACCAUAUUUACAUUUCAUCUCCCUGUGAUUUACAUGACAAGGGUGACUCGCACGCGUAUAUUCUCUCUGGAAACCUGUCAAAAACUACAUCUGUUUCGCACAGCUAUGAUGUAAUAUGCGUUUUGAACAUUUUCUACCUUCAUUGUGAUGAAAGAGAGAAUAAAAAACCAUGAAAGCUAGCUCGCGUUCAGAAUUCGGCGAUUUCGGAACACGACAUUGAAACACGACACGGACACGUUCCUGUUAAGGACCAGGUUCGGUUUAUUAAUCAUGAUUUUCACUGCCACACAGAAAGGAUUAAAGAAGCCUGUCACAUAAGGCUUUAUCCGUACAACGAGAGUAGGGAUAACAGAAUUGAAAUCCCUGAAACAUGGAUGCAAAAUAUUGAAAACUAUAACAACCGAUCAGAAACAAAGCCCAACUAUAUAUACGGGAGAAACAUCUAAUAGACAGAAUUAUAAUGAGGAUCGAAAUGCACCAACGAAAGCGCGAUGGGACACACCAAUACUAAAAUAUCAAGGUAAGGAGUUAUGGCUAGCAAAAUGUAAACUACCAACCUCGUUGCCUGACAAGACUAGCAGUGUCUCAGUCUUAACGUCGCGAUCAAUACAAGAAUGAUUAGCCUGACUCUUACCCAAUGAGACAAACGAUUAAAUGUUCAUUUAUCACGAAAACCCUUCUGCCCAAAUUUGAAACAGAACCUUCGCAUCUGGCCGCGAUCUUGAGAGGAAUCUUGCGAGAGGACCGCACCAUUCCCGUAAAGUCUCUGUCAGAGGCCGGCCAUAGUUGGUAAAAAUAGAUUUCAUAUACGUAAAGUCUUUCUAGGAAAUGAAAGUAAGUCUUGCUUUUACUGCAUUUAUCCCUACACGAAUAAAAAGACCUCCAAUGCAACAUGCUCUGUUCUGCACGAAAGAAGGGAAAAGGGUUUCUCACUUCUUCUCAUUCCCUUUCGUUUGUCGGAGGCUGGAUAAAUUUUUAAUUAAAUUACAAUAGCGACACUUCUUGUCACGAACCUAUCUUCGCGCGUUGACAAAAACUGAGGCAACGCAGAUAAAUAAGUCGGUAACUAAGUUUAAUGAAUUAACCAGUCUCAAAAAUUGGACCCGUGCCUCCUUGAUAUUGGUUGGUUGCCACUAUUGCUGACCUACCAGGCCUCAUAUUGGCAGCAGAGCAAACAUUUCUGUUUUUCAAAAUGGCCUCUGCAAAGUACAUUUUAACUGCAGACAUACAGCUCGUCUUCUUCUCGAGUCUACGCCAUACUGAAGACUAAUCAAGGCCAUUACUUCCACAACGCAAAAGCAGAAAUUAAAAAUGCACUUAAAAGUGUUAACAUCUUUGGUAAAGAACGCGGGUUAAACUUCAUCAAAAAUUUACCAGGAGCUUACAAGAGAACACUCUUAAGUUCAUUAACAUGGGAAAUGAUCGUAGAUGUGUACUUCAGUCCGUUAAAGGGACAAUCACCCUAUUUUUAAUGAUAAAAACCCUAAAGGUUUCAUUAAAAUACCCAUUCAUGCUGUUUAUCUCAGCGAACUGCUCCAAAAAGCUAAUUAACACAUUUACCAACAAUUCUGAAAGUGGUUUACAAUAAUCAUCAUAAUGAUAUGACCUGUAUAGCUAUGUUGAGACCUUUUCACCCAGUUUAUGGGAGAAAAACUAAUAUGUAAUCAUUCCAGGACUAAAUUGGUCGGUCUUGAAUAUUCUCCCCAAUACUUUCAUCCACGACACAAAACUGAUCUAGGUGAGGGCGCGAACCUGCUUUACUUCAGGGGCGAACUCUAAAAGAUGGUGGAAGGCGAACUUCACAUGAGUUGGAAACCUCCAUAAGCCAACGAAAAUGAACAAGAUUAAUUUUUGGAGCUGUUUCGAUAAAACUUUUCUGACAAACACAGAGCACUUUGCAAUAUACAACAGCAACAAUCUCGAGAAGGUUACAAAAGCAUAAUUGAAAUGCAACGCAAGUAGUGUAACUCUUUCGCAAAAGGAUAUUUGACAUCAAAGUCGUGCCACAUUGUAAAGAUCCAAUCUCUUUCUUAAGGAUUCUCCGCAGAUCUAAGAUUGUGGCCUGCUUCCUAUGUGAUUUGAACAUGAAAAAACAGAAUGUCAUCGAUGGUCGACAUUUUGACCCUUUACACCCUAACAUCAGUAUGCAUAUUCUCCACACUGUUCUUCAUACAUUUCUUAAAGUGCUGACAAGGAGGAUUUGUUUGCCAAUCAAAAGGUUCCUUCCCUGGUAACCAUUUCCUUUAUUCUCAUAAGCUUCAUGUGUGAUUCAAGGCUGACAUGGUGAGGAGAAAUUAGAUGCUAGUCACUCUUAGAAUUUGAAGGGUAAAGCGCUAACCUUUCGUAAGUUCUAAACCUAACUAACUCGCUCUGAAGAAGAGCGAACCCUCGAAACGUCAUGUUUGGAAACUCUUUAAGGCAGCCAAUUCACAUUUAUUUAUUAACUCAGUUGAAAAAAACAAAUUAUCAUUACCCUUAGUCAGGUUUGAUUUUUGCUUUUGUCUUACAUGCAUAUUAAAAAGAGCCACGCAAACACACCUCAGGGUACUAAGCCUUUAACGAUACAAAGGAACGCUUUUGUAACACUGAAAUCUAAAUAAUCAUAGUGGCAAAUGAGCUCAAAGGAAAAUAUUACAUGCGACCAAUUCGAAAACAGGGAAAAAAACCUUUAAAUCGCCUUCAGGACAGGAAGACGUCAGUGUCCAAGUAACAGCUGUUUAAGUUCUGUACCUGAUUAUUUAAUAGUGGAGUGAGUUUGCCGGACCAAUCACAAAGGUAAUAUGGCAAAACCAGUGCAAAGGUGGAUUACUAUUUAGGCUGAAUUGAAUUUACUUUAGUAGGUAGAUUGACAUUCUUUAGAAAUCGCCCUCUUAAGCGGCAGUCUAGAGAGAAAAUCUUAUUAAUAUGUACAUUUUCUACAAGCUUUAGCGACAGCGUCAAAUUAUAUCUUUGAAAUAGUAUUUCCUGAAAAGUACAGGACACUGAGAUCUAGAUUAAGAAAUGGCCACCAUGAUUUUUUCGCGCUUAAAUCAUCUAGUAGGGUGAAAUAAGACAUAGAGAGAUUGGUUGCAAAUAUACUGGUAAGUAAUCUACUUUCUAUCGUUAAAUUCACUAACAACAAAAUUUCCAAUUUUAAAAUCCCCUUCGCCGAAAAUAAUACGGAGAGUUGCUUCAUACGAAAUGAAUAAAUUGGAAGCUUAGCCCGAUAAAUGUGUGUUUACAGGUUUAAUUCAAUGUUCUCAAAAGACACAUUUUAAAGCAAGAUCGAGAAAAUUAAACAGUUGCACCUUAAUUUCUUAUACCUUUUUUCAAACAAUGCUGAUGGCUUUGAAAUUAAAUCUAAAACCAUUUCUGUCUCAGAUGCGCUUUAAUCCACGCCUUUGGCUUUGCAAACAGUUCAUCUUUCUGGGUAAAAAAAGGAAAAAGAAAAAAGGAAGAAGAUAAGCUAACGUCUCAUUAACUUGAAAAUAGAAGUUGAUGCUUUUCGAUAAUAUAGUUAUAUUCACGCAUUCUGUCAUGUACCUUUAUAGAUAACUGUUGAGUUACGAAAAGAAAAAAGCGUCGAGUCAAAGCAAGGCAAAGCCAUCGUGAAGGAAACAGAAGCGGGAAGGAAAGGACUGCCUCGGUGGAGGUAAUUUUUCAAAAACUUAGACAAACAAAACAAAAAAGUCCAGGAACUAAAUACUCACUUAGACAAAAUUAGGCCACGAAAUGGCGGAAAAUAAAACAACAGUCAGCUAUGAUUUCACCUCUGCCAGUAUUUCAUUGUACUUCUGCCAAAAACCUCCAUACCUCACCUGGGAUUUGACCAAUACAACGUUACCAUGGAUUUUAGUUGUCGUAAUAUUCACUGCUGCCCCUGUCACCACUCUCCUAAACAUUUUGGUAGUCGUCGCUUUGAACAAAAGCAGAGAACUGCAAAAGCCCUCCAACAUUUUGCUAUGCAGCAUGGCCGUCACUGAUCUCAUAACAGGAGCUAUAACAAUGCCGAUGUCAGCCAUCUUCGAUGUUCUAAUGCUUACCCGGGUUUCAGUAGAGCAUGUGUGCACGUUCGAUUCCUUGGUAAACAAACUCUUGCUAUUCACAAUGUCCAACAUAUCUUUGUAUCACUUAACUGCAAUUGCUUGGGAGAGAUACAUGGCCAUAAAAUGUUGGAAGGACUACAGGAACAAAGUAACCAAACGUCUCCUUCAAAAUCUCGGAGCCAUUGCUUGGCUGUUGCCAAUCCUCAAAAUGGUUCCAACCGUUGCGAUGAUCAUCGUUGGUGUAGACCGAACAGUUCUCGGUCGGUGGCUUGCACUUGGAAUCAUUCUGGUUAUGGUUAGUUUAUUCGCCACUGUAUAUUUUUACAUCAUGGUGUUCCUCGGACUGCGGAAGCGAAAGCAAAACCAAACUAGCCAGGUUACCAUCAUGAUGAAAGCAAAACUCGAAUCCAAAGUUGCCAAGACAACUGGUUUAUUAACAGCUGGACUUCUGAUUUCGUUUGUUCCCUCGAUCGUCAUUACCACGUCGCGUAACUUUUUACCCGCAUUUAGCAUGAACUCCGCUUUCCGAUUAUCAGAGGUAUUUGUGCAGCUGAACUCUGUAUUAACUCCUGUCUUGUACUUCUACCGAGAUCGUCGUUUUCGAAACGCCGUUAAAGAGUUGUUGGGAAUGAAAACAACAAAGAAUAUUCAACAAUCCGUUGAAGCGACUCAAUCCUCUAAGAAAAACGAAUUAAACGAUAAGGCAUCAAUACAGCUAUCAGCACACAACGGGAAAACAACCAGCUCGAUAUUGACAACAUCCGCUUCUCCUGACACCGCCGGAAAAGUUGACCAGGGACUUAAAGCGACUCUUGGAAGAUCCAUCUCCGAUCCAACGCUUUACAAGUGUUCUCGUGAUUCAUUCGUUCCAUGUGGUUCUCCGCCGUACGAACCCUCAUCCCACCUCACGACCAUUGCCGCAGAUCGAAAUGAAAGUUCCAAGAAGCGCAAAUGGGGAAAUAGCAAAGAAAAGGUUCACCCUCUGGCAACACAUGCAAAAAAUGUAAUUUCAGCGAGAAGGUCAGUAGAUCUGACUAGCAUAAAAUCAAGGUCAGAAUUCUGCGACAACAAGGCCAACGUGAAUAUUUUUCACAGUUUCCGAAGGAGCAAGAAAACAAACAAAACGAACAGUGACGCAUCAUAUUCGCAGAUACAGCGUUACCCAUCACUGGAUGUAACAUACAGUUCUAAGGGAGGGUUUGUGAAAAAAAAAACCAAUAUUUACAAAACAAAGUAA